Bipolaris victoriae FI3 is the source of this 1410-nucleotide messenger RNA. RefSeq lists its product as hypothetical. Lineage: Eukaryota; Fungi; Ascomycota; Dothideomycetes; Pleosporales; Pleosporaceae. The record is from RefSeq and is a predicted model, not a curated record. The transcript is spliced from 2 exons. Bases 1 to 1410 code for a protein of 469 amino acids.
AUGUCAUUCCUUCUCAACUACGCCUUUGGACAACGACCCGCUCCAAAGCGCAUACCAACGGAUACAGUCAUACCGCUGAAUAGCCAGGAUGAUAGAAGUGAACAUAGAAACAUUGCGGUGGAGCUCACUAUGCGCUUCGACGAUGUUCUCGAUGCCCAAAAGCUCGCUGAUGCACUUUGGAAAUUGCUUGAGAAGCCCCGUUGGAAAAAAGUGGGAGCACGAAUACGUUGGAACAACAACGGUGGACGACUUGAGAAUCAUAUUCCGGCCCAGUACACCAAGGAUCGUCCACCAAUUGAUUACACUCAAAAGACGUACGAUAUGAAAUUGCAAGAACAUCCCGUGUCGCGCAGGUUGCCCAAUGUCGAAGACAAUGAUUGUAUACAAUCAUUUGAAACCUUACCUGUGACGACUGAGCUUACGCCACGGGAGGGCGGUCCAAAAGUGCUUGAAUAUUGGACUCACAGCGACAAGGCACAGUUAGGGCUGGACAUUGCCAAUUUUCAAGAUGCGACAUUGGUUACAAUAACGUGGCUACAUACACUAAUGGAUGCGUUGGGACUCCAUACACUGUUGGAUGCAUGGAUCGCGGUCCUAGAAGGAAGGGAUGAAGACGUACCAGAACUCUGGGACUACGAUGUUGACUAUUUAGAAGAGCUUGGCACGCUACAAAAUGAGGAAGAUGAAGAAAAGAAACAACAUUCGGUAUGGGCGACAGCAUCAAGUCUCAAGGACUGGAUAUCGAGGCUACCCAAGUUACCCAACUUCAAACUCAUCCUUGCUGUCCUUCACUGGCGCCUAUUCCAGACCCCCAAGCCACAAUGCGAUCGCAAAAUGUACAUACCAGCACCCUCCAUGGCCCGACUACGCAAUGAAGCAAUGAGCGACCUCGCCUCACUCGACCCUUCUCAAGUAACCUACAACACCACUGCUCCUCCCAAAACCACACCGUUCCUCUCCGACGGCGACAUCAUCACCUCCUGGCUAAUCCGGCACCUCGUAACCUCCGACCUCGACCUCCCAAAGCACCCUCCCACCCGUCCAAUCCUGGUCCUCAACGUCCUCGAAAUGCGCGAUGUACUAAGCGAAGCGACGGAAAAAUACAAAGUCCUAAUCCCCAAAAACACCGCAUACAUCGGAAACGCCACGGCCGGUAUCUUCACCCCCUUUACACUAAAAGACUUUCUCGGCCUCCCCCUCGGCCACGUCGCCGCCAAACUCCGCAAGGAAAUCGUCGAAAAGGGCAACCGCGAGGCGCUCGAAAAAACGCAUCGCGACCAGCGGCUCGGUCGCUACGACCACAUACUCCCACCGGGUACGACGAUGAUUCCCAAGACAAUCAUCAUGAGUAACUGGAAUAAAGCGAGGUUUUUCGAAACGGACUUUUCGGCGGCUCUUGCGCCAGAGUGA